Messenger RNA from Didymodactylos carnosus, 340 nucleotides. NCBI's taxonomy places the organism in Eukaryota, Metazoa, Rotifera, Eurotatoria, Philodinida, Philodinidae. The record is from the annotation of a GenBank genome assembly.
AUGAAGAAAUCGAUUAUUAAUUUAAUUCCAAUAAAGAAUGUUUUAAAAGAAGUUUCAAGCAACAUGAUAUUGACAAUGCAUUUAUUCGGACGAAUGACAAUGAAGAAAUGCCUGAACAUUUAAAUGAUGCCAUAAUGUUGUGUCAACGUGAUUUUAUAAGUGAAUUACCGCCAAUUAAAUGGAAAUGUCGUGUACCUGUUGGUAAUGGAAAAUUAUGUGAAAGAAUGGAUAGAUACAAGUGUCCGUUUCAUGGUGUAAUUAUCGCACGAGAUGAGCAAGGGAUACCUUCAUAUGAAACUGACAGACUACAUGAACAAGAAAAUAAGAAUAUACGUGUGAA